Messenger RNA from Suillus paluster, 1956 nucleotides. RefSeq lists its product as uncharacterized. Lineage: Eukaryota; Fungi; Basidiomycota; Agaricomycetes; Boletales; Suillaceae. Bases 1 to 1956 code for a protein of 651 amino acids. The record is from RefSeq and is a predicted model, not a curated record. The transcript has 11 exons.
AUGACAGACAUUCACGACGGCACACUGUGGCAUGAACUCGAGAUGAACACUGUCCAUGAGAUUGGUGAAUUAGGUACCGUCUGUGACCGCCCUCAAGACCUGGAUAAUGGACCGACAGCGACAAAGCUUACCAAACAUCGAUAUGGCCUGCAUUUGACCUUGAAUAUUGACUGGAUGGGAAUACUUGAAAAUCAGCCGCAUUCUAGUGGUCCCAUCUACUAUGCUAUAAAUGACCUGCCACGCAAUCAGCGAUUCUUGCAGGUCAAUGUCAUAUGCGCUGCAAUUAUGCCAGGUCCAAAGGAGCCAAACAUCCAGCAAAUUAAUUAUUGCUUGGAGCCCUCGACUCGUGAGCUGAUGGACCUCAAGAACGGCGUGAAAAUGGACGUUCAUGGAGAGGAAGAAGCGGCAGAUGUGUUUGCAGAUAACGAGGUCCUUGCAUGCAAUAUGCCGGCUUCACAUAAGUGCAACAGAACGGCUGGCCACAGUCAUGAUUUCCAUCUGUGUGCAUUUUGCAACGCUGACGUUGUCAAGAUCAAUACACCAGAGGGUUACAACAAUACAUGGUCUGCAAAGGACAAUUUUCAUAUGCUCCAUCAGAGUUUUUACUCCAGGGAUGCCGGUCCUGCUCGUCAAGAGGCAAUCUUGAGGGAUCAUGGUGUCAGAUGGUCAAUUCUCAAUCUACUCUCUGACUGGAGAAGCAUCAUAUCACAUCUAUUUAUGCACAUACUAUUCGGUGGAUAUAUGCUAUCAGGAAUGGGUGGUAACGAGUCACCAAAACAUCACUUCGAAGAUAUCAUGAAUGCCGUUAAAUGGCCCAGCCAUGUAACUCAAUUGCUGAAAAAUCUAGGUGAAAAUCAAUCACUCAAGAAGGCAGAUGAGUGGUGUCGUAUUCUAACAAUCACCCCUGUCAUUCUCUGGUGGUCUUGGAGGGAUGCUAACGACGAAAUACCAAACUCGAAGCCUCCUCUUCCACCCAACACCGUUGCCCCGGAUUUCUCGUGUAACCAGCGCUUGUUGUAUCAAGCCAUACUUCAUCUUUGCAUGGGAGUCCGCAUUCUGGCAUCCCACUCAAUCUCAAUGGCUCAGGCUUGCACUGGUCAGAGCUUCCUAGCCCACUACUGCCUAGAAUGUCUGCAGCUUCACAUCCCACUCACCAUCAACCAUCAAGCUUCCAUGCACACAGCUGACAUGAUCAAGAAAUGCGGUCUGGUAUAUGGCUGGUGGCUCUUUGCGUUUGAGCGGUUCAAUGACCAAAUUAACCGCAUCAUCAAGGUACAAGCUCAAGACCGUGGAAGUAUGAUGACACAGAUAGCAGUUUAUCAGAGUGAAGCUGCCAAAGACAAUGUUAGGCUACCACUCCGUACUGCAAAAUUGAUCAAUCUCCAUACAUACGGCUCGCCUCAAGGAGUAUUCUACCCUAUUCUCCUCCAGUACUUUCGCUCUCUAUGGCCUGACCUGAACCUUGUCGGUGAUUUAUCAUGCGAUAAUGACACCCCCUUCUAUGCAAACAAGGUAGCUCGUGCCCUCACGUACAUUCGCAAGGAUGGCAUUCGUUAUGGCUGCACCAUGAAUCAACGCACGCACUCCAACUCAUCUGCAUUCAUAUCUCAAGGUAGAACUCGUGUCCCUGUGCAGAUCAUGGCACUAUUCGUGGUCGGUGUUCUCGAUGUCAUUCCUCAUGUUUGUGCGGUGGUGUGGAGAUUAGUUUUUGAUGAUAACAUUCCCGCAAUGCCGUGGGACCUCAACGCAUCUACACUUGGUAUUCAUGUCUCCUAUGCUGAACUGGGCCCUCAGGAAGUGAUUCCGGUCUCAUGGAUCGAGUGCCCACUGGCACUGAUUCCAGUGUACUCCAACAUCAUCAAAAAGGAUCUAUGGAUUACCAUCUCGUUUGACCAUGCAGGGAAUGAACCUGAAGACUAUUUAGAAGACGAGGAGGCAGCUCAUGAGCUUUGCUAG